Molecule: messenger RNA, 1099 nt
Organism: Neomonachus schauinslandi (Hawaiian monk seal)
Lineage: Eukaryota; Metazoa; Chordata; Mammalia; Carnivora; Phocidae
Gene: PTAR1
Product: protein prenyltransferase alpha subunit repeat containing 1
Exons: 5
Coding region: 50-1099 (349 amino acids)
Biological process (GO): protein prenylation
Cellular component (GO): cytoplasm
Molecular function (GO): protein prenyltransferase activity
Source: RefSeq, a predicted model, not a curated record
CCCGGCGCUCUCCUGGAGGCGCGCCCGAGCCGCCGCGGCCGCCGCCAACAUGGCCGAGACGAGCGAGGAGGUGGCCGUGCUGGUGCAGCGGGUGGUGAAGGACAUCACCAACGCCUUCAGGAGGAAUCCGCACAUAAAAGAGCUCAUCCUCUCUGGCACUUUACAUCCAGUUAAGGACUUACAUCUGGGAAAACUGGCCUUAACUAAAUUUCCAAAGAGUCCAGAAACAUGGAUUCACAGGCGAUGGGUGCUACAACAGCUAAUUCAGGAAACCUCCUUGCCUGCCUUUGUGACGAAAGGAAACCCAGCAGCACUUCCUGCGGAGAGGACACAGAGACUGAUCCGAGAAGAGAUGGAGGUCUGUGGUGAAGCGGCGGGGAGAUACCCGAGCAACUACAACGCCUGGUCCCAUCGCAUCUGGGUUCUCCAGCACGUGGCGAAGCUGGACGUCAGGAUUCUUCUUGAUGAACUGUCUUCUACUAAACACUGGGCAUCCAUGCAUGUUUCAGACCACAGUGGAUUUCACUACCGCCAGUUUCUGUUAAAGUCUUUGAUUAGCCAAACUGUGAUAGAUGGUUCUGUAUUGGAGCAAAACCCUUUGAGAAGUGAGCCAGCUCUAGUUCUUCCAAAAGAUGAAGCAGCAGCUUCAACAGAGGAAGCAAGGAUAAAUCUUCCCCGUCUUCUAGAAGAAGAAGUUGAAUUCAGCACUGAUCUUAUUGAUUCCUACCCAGGACAUGAAACCCUUUGGUGUCACAGGCGGCACGUUUUCUACCUUCAGCAUCACUUAAGUGGUAGGUUUCCUCACAGCGUGACCCAGUUGUCACCUGUAGACAGCCCUGGGGGGACUUUGAGUGACUUGCACCUCAUCCCAGCAGGCCCACACGUGUCUCAGGCCAUGGAGGUGGACGGGCUGAAUGACUGUAGCAAGCAAGGCUAUUCCCAGGAAACCAAACGCCUGAAGCGGACCCCAGCUCCAGACUCCCGGGGCCUGGAAAUGGAGCAUAGGUUCAUCGAUCAAGUAUUGUCCACCUGCCGGAACGUAGAGCAGGCCAGGUUUGCCAAUGCAUACAGGAAAUGGCUGGUUACGUUGAGUCAAUGA